GAGCUGAGCGUUAACACAACAGUACAGCCUCGCCUGGGAGGAGCACGACGCUGCACGCUUCCUUCAGUUCACUAGGGCAGUGGCCGGAUAUCCUUCUAAUAUACGUUGCUAUUUGAAGUGAAGACCUCGUUUUAUAACCUACGUGUAUAACCAACAUGGCUCUUGCUCAGAAGAGGACUCAUGUCCGGCUGCCCCCAGAGGUCAAUCGCAUCUUGUAUGUGCGUAACUUGCCCUACAAAAUCACUGGAGAGGAAAUGUACGACAUCUUCGGGAAAUAUGGAGCCAUUAGACAAAUCAGAGUAGGAAACACUCCUGAGACCCGUGGUACAGCAUUUGUUGUCUUUGAAGAUAUCUUUGAUGCUAAAAAUGCUUGUGAUCAUCUUUCUGGCUUCAAUGUUUGUGGCAGAUAUUUAGUGGUCCUUUAUUACCAGUCCAACAAAGCCUUCAAGAAAAUGGAUGCAGAAAAGAAACAAGCAGAGUUGGACCGUGUUAAGACCAAGUAUGGUAUAAAUACAGAUGACCUAAAAAAAUAAUGCAGCUUAGGAGCUUUCACAAUUUUUGUACCUGUACAUACAAGUGAUUUAUAAUCCUUGUACCAAAUUAGACUAUCUUCAUCGGAUGGAAUACGAACUGUAAUGCCAUAGGGAAGAAAAACUUUCAGUCACAAGUUGGAAGGAAUUGAUUGAUAAUGAUGAUAAAAAUACAUGCAUUCUUUCAGAUCACCAUUUAAUUUUUUAAGAUACUUUAUUCAAAUUAAUUAUGGCCCAAUAAUCCAAAACGUAAGGUUGGUAUAAUCUAAAGUACUGUAUUUGUGUUGGUUGAAUCUUGGAAUUACUGGACAGAAAUUCAUAAAGUUGCAGGUGUAAUUAAUCUAGAUUUCAAGAAAGACAUUAAGUGUGAAGGAGGCCUGGUCAGGGACAUUGAGCCCCGGAACUAUCGCAAGAUUGUUUAAUGUAGUUUUCUGGUAAUAUGAAUAUAAAUUUAAGUGAGUUUUCCCUGCUUCCACUUACCAUGUAAUGCUUGCCGGGUUUAAAGCAUAAUCACACACACACAUUAAAGCCAUCCAAAUUAGAUAAAUAUACAGUAUACCAUUUGUUUUUAAAUAUUUUUGUUACAAGAUUUCAGUAAUUUAUUGUACUGAUAAUUUAAAAGACUUUUCUUUUUCCAUCUAAAGGCAAAGAGAAAAUUUGAACUAAAAACAGAAAUAUCUGUGAAAAGUAAAAACCUAAGGAAGCAGAAAAAAUUGGAAUGCAGUUUUUAUAUUUUGGUGAGGAAAGCUAGUGUUGUCAUGAGGAGGUUGGCCUGACACCACACACUGUUGGCCAACUACAGUAUUGAUGUGCAACACAAUUUGUGUGUAUACUUGCAGUACUGUAUUUAUAAUCGAGUUGUUAAUAUUGGCAAGCUUUGAACAAAUCCACAAGGGUCAUGAUGAGGGUUCGAACCUACGUCUGAGAGGAUCCCAGACACGUCUUAUUUGACUAGGUCACAAACCCUCAUCACGGCCUUUGUGGAUUUGUUCAUUUGAUAUAUCAAGCUAUUGUGAUUUCUGUGUGUAGUUCAUUGGCAAGUUUUAAUUAUCAAAUCCAUUAUAUAUCUAGUAAUAGUUAUCGUAUGAUACUGUACCUUGGUAAGUCAUGUGAUGCUUAUGGUUUGAAGCAUUUUUUGUGUCUGAAGCAUCAUUUUUUAUAUACAGAAUAUAUUUUCUGUAGAAAUAAUCAGAAUUGUAUGUAUUUUAUAAGUAGUACAUUAGGAUCCAGUUUUAUAUAGAAACAUUCUUGGAGACCUUGUGUAUUGCUUAACCUUGUAGAAUAAUGUCGUAGAAAAAAUAUUUGUCAAGAAAAUUGAAUUGUUAUAAAAUAAAAUGCUGGAUGUAUUUAACAUUAAUACUCUUUGUACGGUAAAAUAGUUUUAUUGACAUGAUAAAACACAAUAAACAAGGAUAUCUUUA
Molecule: messenger RNA, 1951 nt
Organism: Procambarus clarkii (red swamp crayfish)
Lineage: Eukaryota; Metazoa; Arthropoda; Malacostraca; Decapoda; Cambaridae
Product: splicing factor 3b subunit 6
Cellular component (GO): nucleus; cytoplasm
Molecular function (GO): mRNA binding
Source: RefSeq, a predicted model, not a curated record